UGCCACAACAAAAGACCACCCCAUUAAGAAAGAAAAAGAAAACCGAAACCCAUGUGACCGUCCUCCGGCUAAAAUAGUGACUACGAUAGUGGCCAAGCCAACAGUAAGCCGCGCUACCGAGCCAAGUCAAGCCGUCCAUACAGGGGAAGCUCCUGCGACAUCUCGUGACCAAGUGUUGUAUCAAUUGCGCUGUCACCAACAGAGGCUGAUGAAUGGGCCAAUGGGAUUUGCGGCUUCCUAUAUAAGAAGUGCAUCCGGAGUUCUCUUGCGCAUCCGGAGCACAGUCCACACCUGCUUCAUCACAAACUGUCCACCUGGAGGCAAGAGGGCUUCAGAACCCAUCUCGAGGAUGUGUCCUCGGUGUGGGCCGGGCAAUCGAGGCAUUUGCUACGGCCCCAAUGUCUGCUGUACCGGGAUAUCGUGCCUGAUGAACGAGAACCUGGAGUCGUGUCGCGCGGAGGCACUUCGUGGCCGGUUGUGUCAUGUGCCUGGAAAAGCAUGCGGAGCUCAGGGUCGCUGCGCCCUGCGAGGCUUUUGCUGCCAAUCAGAUGGUUGCAAGAAAGACGAUUCAUGCGACAGCCAAACGAUGAAGGAAACCUUGUUUUGGGCAUAAAAAUCCUUUCAUUGCUCAAUGAUUUUAUUCGGAGCACGUUUGGAGGAUUGGACACAAGAGAGAUAUUUCAAAGACCGCCAAGUGAACCCAUCUACGGAGGAGGCCUUUUUUAGACCUGGCUCCGUGAACGUUGCUUCUCAAUAAAAUGUCGACAAAAAUAAAA
This is a messenger RNA of Ornithodoros turicata, 776 nucleotides long. RefSeq names its product isotocin-neurophysin IT 2-like. NCBI's taxonomy places the organism in Eukaryota, Metazoa, Arthropoda, Arachnida, Ixodida, Argasidae. Gene Ontology annotation, molecular function: neurohypophyseal hormone activity. Bases 209 to 613 code for a protein of 134 amino acids. The transcript is spliced from 5 exons. The record is from RefSeq and is a predicted model, not a curated record. Gene Ontology annotation, cellular component: secretory granule; extracellular region.